Myodes glareolus (Bank vole) is the source of this 576-nucleotide messenger RNA. It is a transcript of the gene S100a11, whose product is annotated as S100 calcium binding protein A11. Lineage: Eukaryota; Metazoa; Chordata; Mammalia; Rodentia; Cricetidae. Gene Ontology annotation, biological process: regulation of cell population proliferation. Gene Ontology annotation, molecular function: calcium ion binding; calcium-dependent protein binding; S100 protein binding. The record is from RefSeq and is a predicted model, not a curated record. Gene Ontology annotation, cellular component: cytoplasm.
AGGGGCGGGGGCGGGGCGGUCCCGGCUUGAGUCAGGCUGAGGGGCGGAACCCAGACCCCGGUCGCCACUGCCACUCCUGUACCCGCCGCUGUCAGCCGCAUUCGCCGUCGGUCCUCGCUCCUCACCAGCUUGGCAAAAAUGUCCAAACCUACAGAGACUGAGCGAUGCAUCGAGUCCCUGAUUGCUGUUUUCCAAAAGUACAGUGGGAAGGAUGGGAACAGCUACCAACUCUCCAAAACCGAGUUCCUCACCUUCAUGAACACGGAACUGGCCGCCUUCACAAAGAACCAGAAGGACCCUGGUGUCCUGGACCGCAUGAUGAAGAAGCUGGAUCUCAACAGUGAUGGGCAACUAGAUUUCCAAGAGUUUCUCAACCUUAUUGGUGGCUUAGCCUUAGCAUGCCAUGAGUCCUUCCUCAAGAGUUCCCAGAAGCGUUUCUAACCUUCCCAUUUCCCUUCCAGCCACCAAGUCAUCACAUCCUCCCCCACCCACACCUGCACUGAGCCCAACACAUCUGACAUAACAUGCAGCCUGUUCCUGCUAGCAGAAAUAAAACAAUGUCAUUUUUUUAAUGUA